Messenger RNA from Spirometra erinaceieuropaei, 4025 nucleotides. Lineage: Eukaryota; Metazoa; Platyhelminthes; Cestoda; Diphyllobothriidea; Diphyllobothriidae. The record is from the annotation of a GenBank genome assembly.
AUGUAUAUCAAAGGCAUUUUGCACGAACCUCUUGUGUGCAUCAUCCUUUGCUCUUUGCUGUAAGUAUUUCAGAGUAAUGAAAUUGAAGUACGAUUUCGCCCGAGAUAAGAAAUUUCGACAGCCAUUCUUGAGCCCUGUUUAAUCUGAGGAUAUUAAGCAACUUGAACUAAACUGAAUGUGACAGCAUAGUUAGUAAAACAAGGUGUUUAAACGCGUUCGCGAAACAACGAAUCAACAGGUUCUCUCAUAGCCAGAGCACUUUUUUUAAAUUUCUUCCUACAUGUGAUGAUGCAUAUUAACGAUUAAAACCAUGUGAUCUCUGCAGAAUAAGAGCUGAAAAUAUUUGCGCUUGGGAAAUCAAUGCACUAAAUUCAUCGAAAGAGUAUUCGAGUAUUCGGCUCGCCGUUCCGGAGGACGCUGACGUGAGUACACAUUACUGAUUAUUAAUCUGUUUUACAAAAUCCUUAUGUAUGAAAUGAUGAAUCCGAAAACUUUGACGCAUUGGCCCACAUUACUCACCGUAAACUGAUUUACUGUUUAUUUACACCGGAAUAUCAGGCUUGUACUCUAUAGAUUCUAAGCAUAUUGACAAAAAUGAUAUCACAGAGUUUCGUUCGGUAAAGUAUAAUUGUGAUAGCCUAUGUUGAGAUCAGCAACCUGCUUUGUCAAUCGGAAACUCCUUUAUCGAUAACGCACUCAAUGCACUGGUCUGCCAGGUAUACUCGGUCAUCUGCUUAGAACUACACCAUCUAUAUCCUGCAACCAUCUUAACAGAUCACAGCAUGUUGCAAAUAUGUCAAUUUUGCCUGCGGCAGCAGAAAGCUCACCUGUUACAGUUUUCUAUAAGGCGUAUUUGAAUGCAGUUUCUGAGUGAAUGUUAAUUUGUGCUGGCUUGAGAAUGUUUAAUUACAAGCGUUUAUGAAGAACCAGAAGUUUUAUUAAAUUACAAUUGCAUGUGCAUCUUCAUAGCAAUUACAUCUUGCGCAACAUCCUGAGCAGCGCAAGCAAAAUCAGCAAUGGCGUACGUACCAACUACCGAAACACUAGUGUGCUAAAUUCCGAAUACAAAUGGAGGGAGAGGCAAGCAUUACAAGUGCAUGAUUGUGUUAGUAGGAAUUUAGGACAACGCACAUAAUCAAACAUUAAUUUAAACAAAUAAUAAUUUCUUUUUUACAUAUAAUGUACGUUUCUGUAUAAAAUUAUUUUAUAUAAUCAAACAGAAAGUAGAAAAAGGGGCUCCAUUUCAAGUCGUUUACUUAGGUCCUGUCAAUACCUGCCUUCGGCUUAUAGGUUAUUUAUAAAAAGCCGCAAAUGAGAGCAGAUAACAGUUACUUAAAUAACGCCACAUCUCGUUUAAUGUAGAUGUUAAUGUUUUAUGUUAUGUGUUUAUUUUGUUGGGUUGGUGAAGGUACACUACUCGAACAGUGUAAUACCUUUAACAUAAUUUUGUUCAUUCAUUAAGCUUUCUGCAGCUCCUCUUGUUAUAUCUAUUUAAUCGAGUCAAGUCCAUUGUUUUUCCGAUCACACCUUUGAAAACAUUAAAUUGCACUACAGCUUGGAAACUCACCCGAUAUUUGCUUACAAUAUUUUGAUUAUCGAUUACUUGCAAUUUUCCUUAUUAUAUUUUAGGAAGUGGAGGUUAAUGAUGUGCCCUUGACAAUACAAAACCAAAAAUGUUUGGCUAGUAGAUUCUCCAUCGUCCAAUCAUGUCAAAUGGAAAACUGUAUGCCAAAAGUUCUGAUUCAUUUCCAUGCAUUCUUAACAUUUUUCCUACGUUACAAAUAAAAAUAUGUUGUUUGUACGUAUUCUAAAUCAAUUCAAAAAUAUUUCUUGGUGUAACUUCCACUUUGGAUGGAUAGGGAAAAAGUGGGUCAGGAUUUCAAAACAAAUUUUACUAUCAGGCGGGUUCUUCCAUUUAUGCUAGUGCUUUUACGUUUUUAUCUUUAGACACGGGAUACUCCAGCUUGCUUAUCAAUUUCAAGAAUCCCGCGAAAGUAGAAUACGUCCAUGUCCGCAGCGGAACUUCCUAUGUUACCGCUCAGACUGUCCCGUCGAAGCCCACUAGAUCGGAUGAAUGUAAUUUGGUCGAUGUCGUAUUUUCAAAGUCCUCCUUGCCAAUGUUAUUAAUUACGGAAAUUUUAAUGUCGACAUACCCUCAUUUUAGACGGCUUUGUGCUCCAGGAGAAUCAACAGUUCCACAUCUGUCCAUCGACGCAUAAGGGCAACUCAGUUGAACUUACAUGGACCGUUGAAGGGAAAAAUGACUCUGUAAGUGUUGUAAGAAAAACGCAGGUCGAAGGUAGGCAAAAUAGAACGUAUUCUAACCGUAUUGCUAGUGUCCAUCUAAUGUCUCGGAUAAACUGACAGCAGAUAUUUAUUUCAUUACAGAUGCUACCUAUUGACAUUCUGUUUUGUUUACUUAAACAGUGUGAACGUGAAACAUUGUUUCUGCUUAACCCAGACUGCUUAUUCAACGAGAACAAAUUUCCAGCAGCUAAAGAGUGGUUGUUUUGAUAAUGUGCUGGCUGGAAGGCUAUAAUUACUCGCUUUUACAACGCGUGCAGUUGCUUACUUGAGUAGGUCGACAAGCAUUACUUAAAGUAUCUGGCAAACCUACGCAGUUGAUGAGGAUUUAAGUAUCAGCUAUUGCGUCCCAUUUCGAACAAUUUUGAUGAAUGCAUGAAAGUUGGCAGAUAGAUAAUGCGUACUUUGCUCACGUAAGGCCAGUUGUAUUUCUCACAUUGUACACAAAUAGUUGAUGCUCCUAAAUAAUGAUCAAACUACCUUAGUCAACGUUUUAUAGAUCGCUAUUACCCUAACAUUUUACGCGUGUAGAGAAAGUUCCGUUUCCGGGCAUUCUAAUCCUCCCUCUUUGUAAUCUCUGCUGUGUUAAUAAUGAUGUAAAUGACCUAUCGUGUGAUGCUUCAAAGCCUGUAGUGCACUACGGAUGCACUGGAUCUGAUGGCUUCUACUGCCUGGACACUGCUGAACGGGAUCCUAAAAUGGAAGCUCAGUUGGAAAAAGAGAGAUCGAAUCCGAGCGAAGUAGACUUUAGGUCAAAAGAAAGUGUGUCGGCGCUGUUCUAUUCGACGAAAUGCAGUAAGUUCUUACUCGUUUAUUCAUGGGAAGGCAGAAUGAGGAUUGUAUGAUUAUCAUUCAAAAUGUCCACUAUUACUUUGAAUACUCGCUUUCCACAAGCAUGUCAUGCCAGCAUUAAGACACCGUACGGCAAAACUAAUUAUAUUUGAAGAGGAAGUACAAGAGAAUUUAAAAGGAUAGAAAAUGUUCCUUAGAAUCAAGAUGUCCACUGGGCGUCGUUGACACAGCAACCGACUGACUUCUUUUACAGUCUUUCAGAAAAAUGCAUGUUAUCAGGAAUACUACAUUGUUUGUUUGGAAACAAGAUACAAGGAAAUAAACUACCGCACCCCUGCGAAGAUUUGAUUUUGAUUUGAUUUUUAUAGUAUGGACAAAAAACUACGUGCUCAGAUCUAGCUUACAUGUUAUCGUACAUUAUCCAAUUCUAGUUGUUGAGAAGACAUCGAAGGGCUUUCGGCACAGGUUAAACGUAACACGCCCAAAAAACGAAAAUGUGACCCACUACUUUUGUUAUAUCAGCCCCUCCAAUGAUCCUUACUUAUCCUACACAAUCGAUUGGACAGGUAUGUGCAAUCUCUUGGGUUUGAUGACGCUUUUUACCGUUAUAAAGGCGCGGGGCAUUACUUGUACUUCCACACUGCUGAUGUGCAUCUUCGCCAAAUUUUUUGCUGAAAUAACCCAACUACUCUCAUCUUACAUAGCACUUACUGCAGCACUUAAGCCAACUACAAUUUAUUUAAACGUGCAUGUGAUAAAAUAAGAUGCUGCAAUUGAAAAUAAUUCUAUCAUAAAACUAUUUGAUGAACACAGAACGGUCUUGUGCCAAAGUUCCAGUGCUAUGAGGUGUCGUUUUGACAUUUAAAUAAAAUUAUCCUUUGCAUUUAAUGCCAACAUGUUUUUUUCUAAAAGGUGUCGGAAGUGAUUAG